Molecule: messenger RNA, 1564 nt
Organism: Malus domestica (apple)
Lineage: Eukaryota; Viridiplantae; Streptophyta; Magnoliopsida; Rosales; Rosaceae
Source: RefSeq, a predicted model, not a curated record
AGCUAGAUCUUCGUCUUCAACAUUGCAAAUUGAUCCCCGUUCAUAUAGCAAAUGGUCACCCCAAAGGUGUGAAACUGAGAACACAAAUGGUGUUGCCCGCGACAAACAUUGUAAGCACUGCUUACGCAUUUUGUGUUCUCAGGUCACCCCUUUGGGGCACCUUGCUUACAUGCACUUCGUAUCUGAGUUCAAGAUAUUCAAUUCAAUGAUACAGCUCAAGUACAAUCUAAUGUGGUUUAUAUAAUGCUGACACUCUAAAAAUCUUAUUGUGCAUUUUAAAUUUUUUUAUUUAGAAUAAAAAUUGAUUUAUAAGUGCACGAUAAGAUUUUGGAGUCCUGAUAAUAGAUUUUUUUAUUGAUAUAUUGUUUUUAUUUUUAUUUAUCUUGUUUAAGUUGGAACUGAGUCGGUUUGAUUUUUUGUCAAAAUAAAGAAUUAUAGGGAAAUUACUAUUCGGUUUGAUUUGGUUUUUUGUUCGGUUUAACAUAUAUGACAAAUUGGUACAUCACUAUGUCCAUGCCACCGCUGACUGGAACGACCGUCACACUAUCACCGGGAAGGGCUGUAAAAUCCCCAAAGCCCUAACUCCCAUCUUGCUCCGUAUAGUUCGCCGUGGACAUGGAGAUCGAUCAUCCAACGCCGUCCGAGCUGAAACUCAAAGCCGAAGAUCUCUUCAAAGCCGCCGAGACCGGUGAUUCUUUGGCGUUCAAAUCUCUCUCAGUGAAACAGCUCGCCGAAGCUUUCUCUCUCAGGAACGAGGACGCCCGCUCCCUCCUCCACGUCGCUGUCUCUUCAGGUCGCUCCGAGGUGAUGAAGCUGCUGAUUGAUGCUGAUGAAUCAACGAGUGUGAUAAACAGCACGGAUGAAGAUGGAUGGGCGCCGCUUCAUUCUGCGGCCAGCAUUGGGAAUUCAGAAAUAGUUGAGCUGUUGCUAAGCAAAGGAGCUGAUGUUAAUUUAAAAAACAAUGGCGGUCGAUCUGCCCUUCAUUAUGCUGCCAGUAAGGGAUGGUUUGAGGUUGCUCAGAGUUUGAUCUCCCAUGGGGCAAAGGUUAAUCUGAAGGACAAGGUUGGUUGCACCCCAUUGCACCGGGCAGCUAGCACUGCAAAAUCACAACUGUGUGAGCUUUUAAUUGAGGAAGGGGCAGAGGUUGAUGCUAUUGAUAGAGCUGGUCAGACUCCUCUUAUGGGUGCGGUGAUUUGCGAUAACAAAGAGGUUUGUCUCCUUCUAAUAAGGCACGGAGCGGACGUGGACGUGGAAGACAAGGAAGGAUACACGGUGCUUGGUCGAGCUUCUAAAGAAUUUAGACCACUUUUGAUCGACGCUGCUAAGGCCAUGAUUGAAGGAUGAUUUUCUCGAUUUGCUUUGUUUUUUGUGGAAGCAAACUGCACGAGUGAUGUUUAAAUAGCCACUCAGAAACAAAGAGGAAAUAGGAAUUUUGCGUGCUGUUUAACCAAAGGAUUUCUUGCAGGCUAUCGACAAUUUCGGUUUCACUAUUUCAGUACUCCUCCCACAUGUUGACCUACUCUCAGAAAAAAAUGAAAAUUUGAAUGAUCUAUUUUUUGGUAAA